Messenger RNA from Dunckerocampus dactyliophorus (ringed pipefish), 3838 nucleotides. RefSeq names its product leucine-rich repeat transmembrane neuronal protein 4. Gene Ontology annotation, molecular function: protein binding. The record is from RefSeq and is a predicted model, not a curated record. Gene Ontology annotation, cellular component: plasma membrane. The transcript is spliced from 3 exons. NCBI's taxonomy places the organism in Eukaryota, Metazoa, Chordata, Actinopteri, Syngnathiformes, Syngnathidae. Bases 413 to 2188 code for a protein of 591 amino acids.
CAUCGGCUGUGAUGCACGCCAGGCUGCGUCUUGUCGCUGAAAACUUGUCCAGUUUAGCUCACUCUCUAUUCCAUUCCCUUCUUUUCCCAUAAUCAGUCAUCACUUUUUUUAAUUAACGCAGAUUCAACAAUUGGCAGCUGGAUGUUUAAACGUUUUCUCCUCCAGCCGGUGGCGGGGCUUCAGGCUUCAUCUCUCCAAGGGCUCUGCAAGGUGGCCGUCACAAGUGUGCAGCAUCCACAUCCUUUGGAGACUCACAUCCUCUGGAACUGCUCCCAUCUCUGACAGGUGUGCCUUUUGUGCGCAAAAGUGCGCACAUUUAUCCGCGCAAAUAAGCGUUCCGGGCGCGUUCCAUUAUUUGGACACUAUUUGUGGAACAUGUGGAGCUGGGACGCAUGCAACAGAAAGCUGUAACAUGAGGAGGAGCCGACACCGCGCAAGUAUGGGACUUCCUGUGCUUUGCAGAUGGCUUGUAUUCAUAGCGGUGGUGCCUGCCUGGCUGCUGGCGGCUCCAAACACCAUCCGUGAGCGUCCCUGCCCUCAGAGCUGUAGAUGUGAUGGCAAAAUAAUCUACUGUGAAUCCAAUGCUUUUCGUGACGUGCCAAGCAAUGUGUCUGUGGGAACACAGGGACUCUCGCUGCGUUACAACAGCCUAAUGAACCUAAGGGCCCACCAGUUUGCAGGCCUCAGUCAACUGGUUUGGCUGUACCUCGACCACAAUUACAUCAGCUCCGUGGAUGGCCAAGCGCUCCACGGCAUACGCAGGCUCAAAGAACUGAUUCUCAGCUCCAAUAAGAUCACUCUGCUUAAAAACAACACUUUCCACGAUGUUCCCAACUUGCGCAAUCUCGACCUUUCCUACAAUAAACUACAGGUACUCCAGCCGAAUCAAUUUGUGGGUUUAAGGAAGUUGCUCAGUUUACACUUGAGGUCAAAUUCGUUAAAAACUGUCCCAAUGCGGGUUUUUCUUGACUGUCGUAAUCUGGAAUUCCUAGAUAUUGGCUACAACAGGCUACGGAGUCUUACUCGCAACGCCUUCGCCGGACUCUUUAAGCUUGUCGAGUUGCAUUUGGAGCACAAUCAGUUUUCCAAGGUCAACUUUGCUCAUUUCCCUCGCCUGACCAACCUGAGGGCGCUGUAUUUGCAAUGGAACCGCAUCAAAAUGCUGACGCAGGGCCUACCGUGGAUGUGGACUUCCCUGCAAAAGCUGGACCUGUCUGGAAACGAACUUCAGACCUUGGAUCCAAGUACGUUCCAAUGCCUGCCCAACCUCCAGACGCUUAACCUCGACUCCAACAAACUGAACAAUGUGUCUCAGCAGACAGUGGAGACUUGGAUCUCUCUCACCACCAUAAGUUUGGCGGGUAACCUGUGGUACUGUAACCCUAACAUAUGUCCUCUAGUGGACUGGCUCAAGGCCUUCAAAGGGAACAAGGAGACCACUAUGAUCUGUACAGGCCCUAAGGAGGCACAGGGAGAGAAAGUGAAUGAUGUGGUGGAGACUUAUAACAUUUGCACAAUAACGCCGAGCCCCAUUACCUCAACAAAGGCACCUCUCACGUCUGCAUUUCAAACUGAACAGCUCCCUCUUCCCACACAGCCUGAAGUGGAUAAGAAGCUUGAAGAGAACAGGACAGCCUCCCCUACCCCUUCCCAGGCCUCCCCUUCCAUUCCUUUACCAGAUUCCGAGUAUGUGUCCUUCCAUAAGAUCAUAGCUGGAAGCGUGGCCCUUCUGCUGUCUGUGGCUAUAAUCCUACUUGUUAUUUACGUCUCAUGGAAGCGCUAUCCCAGCAGCAUCAAGCAACUUCAGCAGCGCUCCUCGGUUAAAAAGCGGCAGAAAAAGGCUCGGGAGACUGAGCGCUCCCUUAAUUCGCCACUGCAAGAGUAUUACGUGGACUACAAGCCUACACACUCAGAGACAAUGGAUGUGCUGGUUAAUGGGACAGGACCUUACACAUACACCAUCUCAGGCUCCAGGGAAUGCGAGAUACCGUUGCAGCUGAGAGCCCUGACGUACGGGUGUGAGCAGUCAGUGCUGGAUUACUGCCAUGCUCACCUGCACCUUAACAUGGAGCCCGACAUUCAGGAGAUGGACAGUCUAAGGCCAAGCAGGCACCAGCGGGGCCCAAUGACUGUGCUCCCCUCUGCGCCUGUGUCGUCUCGCCCCCGGACCCAUUCCCUCCGUCAGUGAGCAGCACACACAAGUAAAUAAUCAGCAGACUUUUCAAAUAAAACAAGCUGUUGAAGGGAAGCGGUACUGGUAAAGAAGGAACAGAGACAGUUAAUCUGCUGAAGAGCAUCCAGGACCACAGGGUAAUGAGGAUGGAAUAUUUCUCAGUGGAAAUAUAAGGGUGCAUCUGUAUUGACUGAUGAGCUUCUGACCCAUCAAACCCUCAAUAUCCUCAAUUAGCCAAGGAGGCUGAACAGCAGCUUGAUGUUCAAUGUUCCGCUUUUGCUCCCGCUUUGCUUGUUGAGGAGUAUUAAGGAUAAUACUUCAAUGAUGUGUUAAUCCUAUUAAACAUUCUGUAUUUUUGCCACAUUUUUCCACGACUGGGUACCUCUGCUGGGUCAGGUAAAGUAAUCAAAUGCAAAUGGAUCUAAAUACAGAAGGGAAACAGUAAAGUUUUUCUGCUGCUUUUUUGUUUAGAUGUUAUUGUCGUUAUGAAGCUGCGAGUCAGAAGACCCUGUACAACGUUCAUGUUCACUCACCAUGGACCACAGACAAAAAGUGUCACAUAUAAAGCCACACACCGUGCCAGUAUAUACUACAGUAUAUGGACUUUUGAUUUUCUUAAUCAUUCUUGAUGUUGAUCGCAUAGUUACAAAUAGACAGAUAAAAAAAAUCAACAAAAAAAAAUCAUCCACUGAAUUUAUUCUUGUAUAAAAUGUUUUUUUCCUCCCCAAAAGUGUUCUUCGACCAGUUAUCUUAUCAUGGCCUCACAUACACUAUCUACAUGUGCGUACUUUUUACAGGAUGUUACAUAAUAUAUGGCAAAUAAAGUGUGGUAAAUCAUCCAUGGUAGUGUCAUUAAUUAUGAUCAGUGAUAUUAACUCAAACCACCUUCUGCUUUGGACGGCUGCAGAGUUGAUUGAGACUAAAUAGCAGCGCUGAACAUUUAAAGGGCACCUGCUAUGCUUCUGAAGUUUAAAUAAUGCCAAGAUGCCGUCACUGGACACAUCAUUAGGAUUGUCUGCACAAUGUAAUGACAUCCAAUAUAAGAGCUUCAUCAAAGCUGUUUGGUUGGACUGACUUUCAUUCAAGCAUGAUUAUUAUUAGCGGCAAUUUGAAAUGGUGUCGAAAUGCAUCGUACCACGUUCCUUUACUGUGAUGUAAGUUCAGUUUUACUGUAUGUCGGAACUUAAAUAAUACCUACAUUAACUCCUAAAUCACUCACACAGAACACAGAACACAUGAUGGACAUAUAAAAUAAAGUCAUAGAAAUAUUAAAAACAAAAAAUUAAAUGAAACAGAUAUUUGUAAUUAAUUUAUGGUGGCACAUUUGCAACCACAAAACAUUGGAACACUGUACUUUCAUAGGAGCAGAUGCUUUAACACGCUCAAGAACACGAUCUAUGUCCUUAAUGAUGGCCGUAACAGUCGAACAGUUAAGAACAAACGUGUGGCCAAUAUUGGUGGGUGUCUACGAUGUUCAUUCUCACUUCCAUGGUGAUGGCUUUUCUUUUCCUUGGCGCAUUUCCACCAGAAGAGCCUUCCUUAAGCUUGGGAGACAUAGUGAAGCGCAAGCGUCAUUACUGAUCAACAUUAAGUUUAGAAUUAAUUUAUGGGAGUUCGUUCAUCACCACAAAACGUUGUAACAUGGAACAUUGUACACUGAGGACC